GUUUAAUCAGAGGUUGUGACAUAGCCACCUCCACGGAAACCUUGACAUUGAAUGAACCUUGAACUUUGCAACUCGAUUAUCACAGUUAGACAUUUUAGCUUGGAAGCCCGAGACCUGGCAUUCGCGACGAUCGAGGAAUCUGAUAGGCUCACAAGUUGAGCUUGUACCCAAUCAAAAUUAGUGCUGAAAUAUGUAGGGUAUAACGUGAAGGCCUGGAUAAGAUGUACGUAGUUAAAGCGAGAUCAAAGGAAGGCCUUAGGAUGAUCCACUACUGUGGCUGGAACAAGACUGAAGACAUCCGUAGUGGAACCAUUUCUACUCCAUCAUUAGUCCGAAACUAUCAAUAUGAUGAUAUUAUCAAGAGGCGAUUAUUGAUUGAUGGAGAGGGAGGAAAUGAUGAUAAAAGGUUGAAUAAUUUACUGAAAAUGUUCAUAAGAUGGACACAAUCACCUGUUGAUGAAGAUAGCAACAUGGUGUAUCAGAGAAUUUUAUCCACUAUAUCUCAAUGUGAAUAUACUUUGGAAAAAUCUGUCAAAGUUUAUCAAAUGAAUUUAGAAGAACAACAAAAUUAUGAAACGUUAAAUCAAAGAAUUGAGAAUAAGAUAGAAGAAGCUACUCUAAAGAUAACUGAAUGUAAAUCAGAAUUACAACAAGCUAAAAGAAUACGCAAAAAUAGACAAGAAUAUGAUGCUCUGGCUAAAGUUAUACACACUCAUCCUGAUAGACAAGCUACAACCAAGCAAUUAGAAAGUCUAGAUCAAGAACUGAAGACAUUUAAGGAUAGAAAACAGAAAUUAGAAGAAAAGUUGGAUUCUCGUCGUAAACAGUUUUUAGUGUUAAUAACAGCUAUCCAUGAACUUCAGGCUAUUUUGGAUGAAGAUGAAAAGAAAGCGGAAAUAGAGGAACAGAAGACAGAAGAGAUGGAAACAAGCUAAUGAGGACCAGUAAAAUUAUGCCAAAAGCCCAUAAACUUAAUUAUGGCAUGUUCCAUAAUCAGCAUGAACAAAAAUCUAGACAUGAAGAUAUUUGUUAAUUGGCAAAAUUCCAGAAAAAAAAAAAAAUAUGUUAGUUUCCAAAUAUUUGUGCCUUGAUACAAUUUUAUUUUCCUUUCAAUUUAGUUAUUGUCAAUCAUAUUAAAUAGAGUUACGCCCCUUGGAUAAUAACAAACUACAACUGCCAAAGGUUGGCUCACUCUCCUUUAAAAAAACGUCACAUCUUCAUUAACCUAAUUGGCACAUAAAAGUAGGAGUUGAACAAGAUUUCAUUUCAUUAAUCUGUAGAAACUGCCCUACUGCAAGCUUCAUGCAUGAAGAGUGAAUGAUUUCAAACUGUUGUAAGUUUCCAGCUGCCAUGUUUGUAAUCGUUGAUUAGUUUAUUACAGUUCCAUAUAUACUUGUUGAGAUGUAUGAAAAAAAUGGUUUGACUUGGAGAUUUCAUGUUUCCAACAUUUUCUUAUUAUUUACAUAUUUUUGUAUUUUUUUUCUUAGCAAGUUACAAAAUGUUUAGAAGAUAGUAUGCAUGUUUACCCUUGUUAUUAUAUUUGUUUUAAUUUUCAUACCAAACACUAAAUUAUUUUAAACUAGUUAUCAUAUCAAAUCUCAUUUGUGUAAUAAAAUGUGAAGAUGUACUCAAACAUGUAACUCAAGUUGGAUCACAAUAAAAUGUAAAUAUUGUA
This is a messenger RNA of Patella vulgata (common limpet), 1675 nucleotides long. RefSeq names its product THO complex subunit 7 homolog. The transcript has 8 exons. NCBI's taxonomy places the organism in Eukaryota, Metazoa, Mollusca, Gastropoda, Patellidae. The coding region runs from base 222 to 935 and encodes 237 amino acids. Gene Ontology annotation, cellular component: THO complex part of transcription export complex. The record is from RefSeq and is a predicted model, not a curated record. Gene Ontology annotation, biological process: mRNA export from nucleus; mRNA processing.